Messenger RNA from Daphnia pulex (common water flea), 2138 nucleotides. RefSeq lists its product as uncharacterized. NCBI's taxonomy places the organism in Eukaryota, Metazoa, Arthropoda, Branchiopoda, Diplostraca, Daphniidae. The transcript has 2 exons. Bases 162 to 1640 code for a protein of 492 amino acids. The record is from RefSeq and is a predicted model, not a curated record.
CGAAAUGCAUUUCGCCUAGACCCUAAGGGUGUAGACCUACAUUUAUUCAGCUUUUUAAAGAACAAAAAGAGGGGGGUGUGCUGCCCUUUCCUCUUACCUGCACACGCCCUUUGCCAUUCAGACUUAUUUCAGCUCGCGUACAGUGCAGUCAGAAUUUCAGAAUGGCAGGCCCUAGUGAUUUUUAUGGUUGGCAUAGGCACCAGAGAAUGGACCCACGGGCCGUAGGUUUUCGUACUGAACAAGAAGCUAGAGAUUGGGCAAAUCGUUCUCGUGAUUGGAAUGGUCAGCCACGCGACCGUUUUGUUCACUUUGAUUAUCCAGAUAGAGAAAGGUCUCCUCUUCGAAACUAUCGAGAGUGGGCUCCCUCCUUUGACGCUCAACCGCCAUUGUUUAAUAUUCCACCCGUGAUUCCACCACCGGCUUUUGACGUUCCUCCGCGUGAUCAGUUUUUUCACGGAGACCGGUUUUAUCAAAAUGAUGUGGGGGAUCGACCAAGGGGGCGUGCGAAGGAACGGGGGAAUGGCGCCGAGUUUCCGUUAGAUGAUAGGAUCGAAGAAGAAGCCUACGUUCGUUUUAGCAAGCUAAGAGACUUGGAAGAAAGAGAGAAGCGGGAGAGCAGACAGGAGGAAGACGAAGAAGAUGGCGAGUAUCUUGAAGUAGAGGACGAAGAGGAAGAAGAGUUAGACGAGGGGGGUCCAAAGCUAGUGGACCGUCCAUGGCUACCAAAGGAGCGUACUCCCCAAGCCCCUGCCGCCGGAUCUAAGUCGAAAGGGAAGGCUCUAAAACCAACGCGCGCGGCAGCCGCGGCAGCCACGGCAGGCUCAUCCAAAGCAGCCAGUGAAUCAGGGGAAGUGACGGCGUUCAUCCCAACAGCGAUUUCAGACGAGAUUAGGGUUUGGCUAACGACUGGCCUGUCAACCGACGAUUCAAAAGCAAUCUCAAAGAAAUUUGAGCUCGAGUUUGAGGACCCGACUUUCUCGAUUAAACCGCCUAAGCUCGACGGCUUUAUGUUGAGGCAUGCUAAAGACAAAGAUCGAUUGAAAGGGGUUAAUGCUUCGGAGGAAGCGCUUAUACAGACUCAGCUUAAAAUAAUGGACGUUGCCCCACCUCUGUUUGAUUUAUACGCUAAAGUGUGUGCUCUUGGAGAGGGAGAAACGGUGACGCAAGCCAAGAAUACGGUGCGGGCCGUUUUACAACAGUGGGGUAGAGCGUACUACCACAUCACCCAAAGAAGAAGGCGAGCGGUUGUGACAUUGGUGGAACCGACAUAUGACUUCAUAUUGUCAAACCCUGACGCUUUCGCACCGGGAAAGGAGGCAACUGAGCUCCUUUUCACGGACAAAUUCUUAGAGACGAUGCUCAAGGAGGCGUCUCAAGACGCCACACUGGCAAGCUCAUCGGCGGCUCGAGCGAGGGCUAAGGCAGGUGGAAGAAAGGUAGCAGUGAACCCAGGCCCAUCUCAACGGGUGUUGCGCCCAAGGAGAGAAGCAGCGGCCCAAUUUCCCGUUGAAGGGAGGCAGAGUGGUGGGGUCGGAAGAGGACGACCGCCGGGUGCAACUGCUUGGACUCGAGGAGGUGAAAGAAAUCAAACCUUUCGUGGCCGGAAAGCUGGAGGUUAUUCUAGAAGCAAGAAUAACUAGACUGGCGAGAAAGUAAGAAGGCCCCAUUACGUGUUCAAGUUACGGCAGUUGGCAGAGCUGUCCAGAAGAAGAAGCGCACUAUUUUUUGCUGCAACCAUUAUGUUCAUGUUUCUGUGUUUCAUGAUAUGUUACCUUGGGAUAGAGUUUUUUUACCCUGAAGUCCUCAGGUUUUUUCUCGUAUCCCCCUCAAACUGUUAUUUGGAAGUUAUGUGUGAAAUUCUCUCUGAUUAUGUUUGAUAACAUGUAAUUGUGUUUGGUUAAAACCCUGUACACGGAUCUGUAGCUAUAAGUCUGAAUGGCAAAGGGCGUGUGCAGGUAAGAGGAAAGGGCAGCACACCCCCCUCUUUUUGUUCUUUAAAAAGCUGAAUAAAUGUAGGUCUACACCCUUAGGGUCGUCGUCUACAUUUAUUUCUUAUACAAUUUCAAUUACCCUUCAGGAUCGUAGAACGAUCCCUCGGGUAAUUUACCAAAUAAAACCGAUGCCUUCGAGUCAAUCGA